Messenger RNA from Rhea pennata, 972 nucleotides. RefSeq names its product potassium two pore domain channel subfamily K member 6 (gene KCNK6). Gene Ontology annotation, molecular function: outward rectifier potassium channel activity; potassium ion leak channel activity. Gene Ontology annotation, cellular component: plasma membrane. Gene Ontology annotation, biological process: stabilization of membrane potential; potassium ion transmembrane transport. The record is from RefSeq and is a predicted model, not a curated record. NCBI's taxonomy places the organism in Eukaryota, Metazoa, Chordata, Aves, Rheiformes, Rheidae. The transcript is spliced from 3 exons. Bases 1 to 801 code for a protein of 266 amino acids.
AUGGGGCGCGGCGCGGUGCUGGCGCUGCUGGCGGCCGCCUACGUGGGACUGCUGCUGCUGGGCGCCGUGGGGCUGUGGGCGCUGGAGCGGCCCCGCCGCCCCCCCGGGCCCCCGGCACGGCCGAACGCCUCCGACUGGGACCUGGCCUCCGCCUUCCUCUUCGCCACCACCCUGCUCACCACCGUGGGCUACGGCUACGUGGCCCCGCUCUCGGACGGCGGCAAGGUCUUCUGCAUCGUCUACGCGGCGCUGGGCGUCCCCUUCACCAUGCUGGUGCUGACGGCGGCGGUGCGGCAGCUCAUGGGCCCCGUCACCGAGCGGCCCCUGCGGUACCUGCAGGCGCGGGGCGGCUUCUCGCGCCGCGGGGCCGCCCGUGCCCACCUGGCCCUGCUGCUGGCGGCGGUGCUGGCGCUCUUCCUGCUGCUGCCCGCCGCCGCCUUCCGCGCCCUGGAGGCCUCCUGGAGCUACCUGGACGCCGUCUACUUCUGCUUCAUCUCCCUGGCCACCAUCGGCCUGGGCGACCUCGUGCCGGGCGAGCAGCCCGGCCAGCGCCUGCGGGAGCUCUACAAGGUCGCCGUUGCUGCCUACCUGCUCCUGGGGCUGACGGCCGUGCUGCUGCUGGUGCAGACCUUCCAGCGCGUCGCCGAGCUGCACGGCCUCCCCGCCGCGCUGCUGCCGCCCGCCAAGACCCCCGAGGAAGCCGAGCGGAUCCUGGGCAGCAAGAUGCCCGUGCCGGAGCCCCGCGCCCGGGAGCAGCCGCCCGCCGCCGCCCGCCGCGGCUACGCCACCAUCGACCCGUAGCGUCGUGGCCGCCGGGCAGCUUGUCCAGCAUGUGGGAGCGGGAACGCGGGGGAGACCGUGGGAAUAAACGCCGGGCCGCAGCGCCGAGGCUCCCCGCGCUCGCCCCGGCGCCGGCGAGACGGCAGCACCCGGGGAAGCCGGGCGCGAGCCGAGCUCCUCGCCCCCAGCACA